This is a messenger RNA of Labrus mixtus (cuckoo wrasse), 712 nucleotides long. It is a transcript of the gene selenoh, whose product is annotated as selenoprotein H. NCBI's taxonomy places the organism in Eukaryota, Metazoa, Chordata, Actinopteri, Labriformes, Labridae. The transcript has 6 exons. Gene Ontology annotation, cellular component: Golgi apparatus. The record is from RefSeq and is a predicted model, not a curated record.
CCUGUCCUGAUACGCGCGAAACUUUGGUAACAGCAAUGGCGUCUUCUGCAGGUUGUCGGGGUACAAAGCGCAAAGCGGAGGUCCGAGCAGAGAAGGAGAAACCACCUGUAGAGGAGAAGAAAGACAGAGGAGAUGUGGAGAUUGUCCAGGAAGGCCAAAGGGUGGUCAUUGAACACUGUAAGAGCUGACGAGUGUAUGGGCGUAAUGCCGAGGAGGUGAAAUCUGCCCUUCUAGCUGCCCACCCUGGACUUACAGUGGUUUUCAACCCAGUUAAACCUCGUAGGAACAGCUUCGAAAUCUCUCUGCUCGAUGGAGACAAAGAAACAUCACUGUGGACUGGGAUAAAGAAAGGCCCGCCUCGUAAACUGAAGUUUCCACAACCUGAUGUUGUAGUUGAUGCGCUACAAGAAGCUUUGGAGGCCAAGUAGGCACUCUGUGAAGCCAAAUGUUUCGGGGAUGUGGCCAGUGGAAGCAGAAUGAUGAGGAGGGACCAACGGGGAUUUUCUCUGUCCCUCCUCUGAUGACCGAGGCUCCAGCAGCUCACAUUCUCUGAUCAAAUGGUGACACCUAGUGGAGUGUCUUUCUCCCAACACAUUUCUCACAAGCGCAGUCCUGCUGUUGUUUCUUCAAGUGUUCCCCCCCCCCCAUUUCUCAAACGUUUAUAGUUUUGUUGUGUCUGUUUUUGUUUAAUAAAGAGUUUGUAAUUUCUAAA